AAGUACCUGACUAGCUGCUGCUGGCAAGCUAAACAAAAGCAAUGCAGAUACGACUGUCUUAGCUCAUGAAAAGUGUAUCCGUGUCACAUUAAUGUUGAUGCCUCCAGACUGUGUAAAAAAACGAAUGUUACCAACAUGGAAAGAGCUGUCAGACUCGUCAUUUUCUCGGUCAUUUUCUUGGCAUCGCAGAUAAACUGCCAAGAGGCGAUCUUGCACAUUUCAAAUGGAGGUACAGAUAGGGAGUACUGCAUUGUCCACAAUCACUCCUGGACCCCCCUGUCACAAACCCUUGAUGCUGCUGUGCAGUAUCCACUGGUGAACAUGACCUCCUCUCUGCUAUGUAAUGGCUCAGGGGUCAGUCCGGAUUUGGUAAAGGGCAAAGCGCUGCUGGUGAUGAGGGGGGACUGUGAGUUCAGCCAGAAAGCUCUGGUGGCACAGAGCCUCGGCGCUACAACUUUGCUCAUUGCCAGCAACAAAAAUUUGAUCACUCCGUCAGCCAAUGACUCAGAGUAUGCAAAGGUCCAUAUUUCCCUGGCGCUCAUGAGGUACAGGGACUUCCUGGAAGCUCAGAAGGUGUUUGGUGAAGGAAUGCAGGUGAAGCUUUAUGCUCCACCUCAGUCAAAGAUUGAUCCAAGCAUUGCAGUCAUGCUGCUGAUUUCCAUCGUCACAGUCGCCUUAGGCGGCUACUGGAGUGGGGCGUGUGAGAGGGAUCGGUUGACUAGUGGUGGAGCAGGGGGAGGAGGGGGAGAGAACAAAGUGGACAGCGGAGAGCUUUUCCUGUACUCUCCUCUGAAGGUGGUUUUCUUUGUCGCCCUGAUGUGUGGGAUGUUGGUCCUCAUGUACUACUUCUACAACGUCCUUGUUUACGUUAUUAUUGCUAUAUUCUGCCUGGCAUCUGCCUCCGCACUGUUCAGCUGUCUAGAUGCGGUGAUGGAACUAAUUGGUUGUGGCACUGUGAGCUUCUCUAUCCGAAAUUGGAACUUCUCAGUGAGGUCUCUCAUACUGGCUGCUGUGUGCAUUAGUGUUGCUGUGGUCUGGGGAGUGUACAGGAAUGAAGACAGAUGGAUCUGGAUCUUGCAGGACCUGCUUGGCAUCGCUUUCUGCCUCAACUUCAUGAAGACCAUUUCACUGUCCAACUUCAAGAUCUGUGUGAUUCUGCUGAGCCUCCUGCUUGUGUAUGACGUCUUCUUCGUUUUCAUCACUCCUUUCUUCACCAAGAAUGGAGUUAGCAUCAUGGUGCAGGUCGCCCUGGGCCCGGAUGCAUCUGGAGAGAAGACGCAAGGUAACAUGGUGGAGGUCCCUGCUGAACCCCAGACUCCCUCUGAGAAACUGCCAGUUGUGAUGCGUGUCCCUCGGUUCUCAGCUUGGGCUCAGAACCUGUGUGGGAUGCAGUUCUCCAUUCUGGGUUAUGGAGAUAUCAUUGUUCCAGGUCUCCUGGUUGCCUACUGCAGCAGGUUUGAUGUUUGGAUCAACAGCAGCAAAAAGAUCUACUUCGUCAGCUGCUGCAUAGCCUAUCUGCUGGGAAUGAUAGCCACGUUUGCUGUGAUGCUGCUGUCAGGGAUGGGCCAGCCUGCCCUGCUCUACCUGGUGCCCUUUACCCUGAUAAUCUCCGCCGUGGUGGCUGGGUGCAGGGGAGAGAUGAGGCAGUUCUGGGCAGGAACCACCUAUGAGAAAAGAGGAAAGAGAAUAGAGGAAAUGGACACAAUUCUGACCUGGCUUCAUCUUCACCAGGUCUUGGACUCCUCCAGGGAACCUUUGCUGCCAGAGGGAAGAACUGACUGCUCCGUAGAAGGAGAAAAAUGCUGACUUACAAGGUUGAGAAUGGACCCAUAUGCUGGAUGCUUUUUAUUUUAUUUUUUUUUUUACAUUUUAAUAUUACAUUUGCAAAGCAAGGGAACACAAUGUUAUUAUUGAUCAACAGAUUCUUAAGAGUAUGGGUUCAUCUGACUGCUGUGAAUGGCUAAUAAAUACUGUGUUUGUGGAACAGAGAUGUUUUAAGUGAUUGAAAGGCUUGUUUAGUGCCUGAAAGGUCUGUUAGAUUCAUGUUCAGAAAUCUGUAAUGACUUUACCCUGGUGAUGAUUGCAUACAACAAAAUGAGAAAGCACUUUAUAAUAUUUAGCUUGACAGUUAUUUCAUUAGGGGUGGGGUGGGGGUACAAAUUACUUGUAGCCACAAAAUGAUACAUUUUUGAUAACUGUUUUGGGUUUUCUCUGUAACCUGUUUGUAUGAUGUGAUUUCUUUAAUUGCCUUAUAUUAAAUGAAACAGCUUCUA
Micropterus dolomieu (smallmouth bass) is the source of this 2273-nucleotide messenger RNA. RefSeq lists its product as uncharacterized. The record is from RefSeq and is a predicted model, not a curated record. The transcript is spliced from 17 exons. The coding region runs from base 136 to 1806 and encodes 556 amino acids. Gene Ontology annotation, cellular component: lumenal side of endoplasmic reticulum membrane; Golgi-associated vesicle membrane; cytoplasmic side of endoplasmic reticulum membrane. Lineage: Eukaryota; Metazoa; Chordata; Actinopteri; Centrarchiformes; Centrarchidae. Gene Ontology annotation, biological process: membrane protein proteolysis. Gene Ontology annotation, molecular function: aspartic endopeptidase activity, intramembrane cleaving.